Astyanax mexicanus (Mexican tetra) is the source of this 965-nucleotide messenger RNA. RefSeq names its product serine palmitoyltransferase, small subunit A (gene sptssa). The record is from RefSeq and is a predicted model, not a curated record. The transcript is spliced from 2 exons. Gene Ontology annotation, cellular component: serine palmitoyltransferase complex. NCBI's taxonomy places the organism in Eukaryota, Metazoa, Chordata, Actinopteri, Characiformes, Acestrorhamphidae. Gene Ontology annotation, biological process: ceramide biosynthetic process. Gene Ontology annotation, molecular function: serine C-palmitoyltransferase activity. Bases 108 to 314 code for a protein of 68 amino acids.
UAACAGCAGCUCCGCGAGUCGCCGUGUCGUCAUUUUCAAUAAUCCACGCUUUGUGAAGAAGGCGGAAGGGAGCGGAGGAGCUGAGACGGGAGAGGAGAGAACAGAACAUGGCGAUUGGAGAUGCCUGGAAGCAGAUCUCCUGGUUUUACUACCAGUACCUCCUAGUCACAGCGCUGUAUAUGCUGGAGCCGUGGGAGCGGACCGUCUUCAAUUCCCUCUUGGUCUCUGUAGCAGCCAUGGCCGUGUACACAGGCUACGUGUUCAUGCCCCAACACAUCAUGGCCAUUUUACACUACUUUGAAGUGGUCCAAUGACAGACUGAGCUUCUGCCACAUUUCAGGAUGUCCAUUGUUUCCCCCUGGCGGACAAAAAGAGGAAUUUCCUUGCAGGAUUGUUGCGCUGUACCUGUGGUCACUGGGAACAUGAAGAGUUGGCCUGAGACAGUGGAGAAAGGACGAUAAAGGAUCAUGAAGCAGUGGAGGCAUUUGAAUGGAUCCAUUGUAGACGUAAUGUCUGUGGCUUCGUAGUCCCUUAUAAGUGUGCGGUCUGUCAGACUCUAAGCACACAUACUGCCCUGUAGUAAAUGAUGCUUCUUUUUAUAUAAUGCUGACAUUUUUAUAAUGCUUCAGUUUCCUUUGAUGGCGGCGGCUUAUUGAGAUGGUAAAUACUGUAUUUUGUGAUAUUAAAAUGUGUAUAUUUAAUUGUAUACAUAUUUGUAAUGUUUUAUAACAAUUUAUUUUGACUGUUGACAAGAUUAAUUUUGUUUUGACCACACUGCAGCAAUGUGUAGAUAGAUUUUCUUUUUCUUAUUCACCAUCUGUAUGACCUCUUGCUGAGAAAUGCCUGUAUAUUAAAUCUCAUUGUUACUAUUUUAAAACUAAACGAGUCUCUCAGGUGGUAAUUCUGUGGCACCUUUCCCUGUGUAUAUAAAUAUGACCUUCAAUAAAUACCUCCUUCUCUUUAAA